This is a messenger RNA of Boleophthalmus pectinirostris (great blue-spotted mudskipper), 1559 nucleotides long. RefSeq names its product mitochondrial intermembrane space import and assembly protein 40-like. NCBI's taxonomy places the organism in Eukaryota, Metazoa, Chordata, Actinopteri, Gobiiformes, Gobiidae. The transcript has 3 exons. Bases 469 to 924 code for a protein of 151 amino acids. Gene Ontology annotation, molecular function: protein-disulfide reductase activity. Gene Ontology annotation, cellular component: mitochondrial intermembrane space. The record is from RefSeq and is a predicted model, not a curated record. Gene Ontology annotation, biological process: protein import into mitochondrial intermembrane space.
CAAACAAUUCUAUCUUUAAGAUAGGGUUUUGGAGCUAGAUGUUAGGGUUCCAAAAUAUUUAUGUAUGUUGGCGUGUUAAAUGGAAAGAAAAUCUUGAAGAUUUCAGCGGCAGUUUUUUUAAUGGAUAAUAUUAAUUUGUAGUUUCAUGGACAGACAGAAGGGGGAGGUGGUAGUGAUGUCAUUGUUAUGCGCCUUGAGACAUGCGCCCUGAUCGGAGUCCAAAAAAGAUAGUCGCGUCGGACGCCGGGAACUUAAAUUAGUUUCAUUAAGGACUUGUGUAAAACAAACUUACUGAAGUAGACGUUGAAAACAAAUCGACAGCUACAGACAUGUCGUACUGUAGGCAAAAAGUGGCCACAUGUUAUGACCGUGGAUCUAUAAUAUAGUUACAACAGGUUAUCUGAGGAGAGAGUUGAAUGUAAGUGCGCCCUCAAGCGUUUAUCCACUAGCAGGCUACUGGUAAAAACAAUGCUGCAUUUUUGUUGCAUGGAAGGCAAAGACCGCAUCAUUUUUGUGACCAAGGAAGAGCAUGAGUCACCAAGUAAUGCUGAACUGGUUGCUGAUGACCCCAACGAUCCUUACGAAGAACAAGGCCUUAUUCUGCCCAAUGGGGACAUCAACUGGAACUGCCCUUGUCUGGGUGGGAUGGCCAGUGGACCUUGUGGCUCCCAGUUCAAAGAAGCCUUUUCAUGCUUCCAUUACAGUAAAGAAGAAGUGAAGGGAUCUGAAUGCAUUGACCACUUUCGUAACAUGCAGGAGUGUAUGAAGAAGUAUCCUGAGCUUUAUCCCCAGGAGGAAGAGAAAGAAACACCACCUCAAACUGUAGAUGUCCCUGAUCAGGAGUCCUACCUGAACUCUUCAGCUUCUGAUACUGGCCUUGUAACUGACAGCUCUUUGCCAACAGACAGUCAGAGGGCUACAUAAGGUUACUGAAACUUUGUACUCUCUGGCUACACUUCUUUAGGGAUGGCUUGCUGGCUUGCUGACAGUUCUUGAGACUUGACAAUGAAAAUAUUUCCCAUGGCCAUCAACGGACUUUAUUGAGAAUGUAAUAAUUACUGUAUUUUAUCUUGAUGAGCACUUGCAUCAAGAAUAAGUAAUUUAAUUGCACUGAGUCAAUAUACAGUACAUGUUUUUGUAAUGGGGGCUAUUUUUAUUUGAAAUAAUUCAUUUAUUGUUUUAUAACUGUAGACAUGUAUAUCAUUUUAUAAAACUUUAAAGAAGACAUAUUUUCUUGGAUAUUUAGUAUUAAACCAUUAUAUAUGUAGAUCAUGCGUUUACAUUUUGUUCAUUGUAAACCGCAAUAUUGUUCUACACAUGCUGCAACUGUUUGAGAGACCAACACAAUUUCUUGACAAGAUAUGUUUUGUUUGAUAUGUUGUUUUGAAUUAUGCUUUGUUUUAACAUGACAAUCUGCUGCUAUACUGUUGGAACUUUUGCUCCUUUUCUAAAUUGUGGUCACCUAGCAUGCCUUAUAAUGCUUUUUUAAAAUUCCAAGAUGUUAAAUAUGAACAAUAUGAACAAACAGAGUAACCAAAGGAACUAAACAUUUAAUGUAA